AUGAUCAGCCGUCUCAAGGGCCAGCAUCCUGCAAGCGCGGCACCUUCAGAUAGCCAAGCGGCGACUGACGCUGUGACCGGAGGCGAUCCCGAGCCGUUUGAUCUGCUGAUUAUCGGCGGAGGUGCAACCGGCGCUGGAUGCGCACUGGACGCCGUUACUCGUGGACUCAGGGUCGCCCUUGUCGAGCGAGACGACUUUGCCUCAGGCACCUCAUCGCGCAGCACCAAGCUCGUUCAUGGCGGUGUGCGCUAUCUGGAGAAGGCUUUCCUGGAGAUGGACUAUGAGCAAUACAAGCUCGUCUCCGAGGCGCUGCAUGAGCGAGGAGUCUUCCUCAAGAUUGCCCCGUAUCUCGCCUACCAGUUGCCCAUUAUGCUCCCGAUCUACACGUGGUGGAAGAUCCCGUACUACUGGGCCGGGGCAAAGGCAUACGACGCUCUGGCCAAAGCCCGGGGCGACCACAUGCCAAUCUCGUAUUUCUUGAGCAAGAAGCGUGCGCUGGAGGUCUUCCCGAUGCUCAAGACAGACAGACUCAAGGGUGCGAUCGUCUACUACGACGGUGCCCACAACGACUCUCGCAUGAAUACGGCCGUCAUCCUCACCGCUGUUGCCCAUGGCGCGACCGUCGCCAACCACGUCGAAGUCGUUGAGCUCGUCAAGAGGAAGCGGCAGAGUGCCCGAACGCUGCUCGGCCGGCCUCUCGGCGAAGAAGAGAUCUGCGGCGCCGUUGUCAGAGAUACGCUCACUGGAGAAAGCUGGACUGUUCGUGCAAAGGGAGUGGUCAACGCAACGGGCCCGUUCACCGACGGCAUCCGCAAAAUGGAUGAGCCCCAGCUUGCCGGCAUUGUCUCGCCAAGCGCUGGAGUCCACAUCAUCCUGCCAAACUACUACAGUCCCAAGCAUAUGGGUCUCAUCGACCCUGCCACCAGCGACGGUCGGGUCAUAUUCUUCCUUCCCUGGGCAGGCAAUGUCGUUGCCGGCACCACAGAUAGUCCGACGAAUGUGACCAGCAACCCCGUCCCAACCGAGAAGGAUAUCAAUUGGAUCCUCAAGGAAGUCGAGAACUACCUCUCUCCAGAGAUCAAAGUUCGUCGAGGAGAUGUUCUCGCUGCGUGGUCGGGGAUCCGUCCGCUUGUGAGAGACCCUGCGGCCAAGAACACUGCGGCCCUCGUCCGCAACCACAUGAUCCAUGUCUCCGACAGCGGCUUAUUGACGAUUGCGGGCGGAAAGUGGACAACGUAUCGCGCCAUGGCACAGGAAACAAUCGACAAGGCCAUUGAGGUGUUUGAUUUGAAGCCCACAGGCCCCUGCGUCACCGAGCGCACGCUGCUCAUCGGCUCGCACAGCUGGUCCAAGACCAUGUUCAUCAAACUCAUCCAGCACUUUGGCUUGGAAACAGAGGUUGCCCAGCACCUGGCCGACAGCUAUGGAGACCGCGCCUGGGGUGUUGCGUCACUGGCCUCUCUGACCGGCAAGAGGUGGCCGGUUUACGGAAAGCGACUGUCGGACCACUACCCCUAUAUCGAAGCCGAGAUUCGGUUUGCCGUACAGAGAGAGUACGCCUGCACUGCAGUGGACGUGAUUGCCCGACGGAUCCGCUUGGCCUUCCUGAACGCCCAAGCUGCAAACCAGUGCCUUCCCAGGGUGAUCGAGAUCAUGAGCGAGGAGCUUGGAUGGAACCAGGAGCGGAGCGCUCUUGAGUUCCAGAGGGCCCAGAAGUUCCUGACGACGAUGGGCCUGCCAGCUGGCACCAAGCUCUUCCUCGGUGCAACCACGGCUUCCCACGCCGACAGAUCAAGCGAGGAGGACUUUGAGGUCACAGACUACACCCGGCACUCGUUCCAUCCCUCCGAGCUGGCUCGAUACCGUUACGAGUUUGGAAAGAAGGACGCCUUGGGCGACGGCCAUAUUCCCCGGCGCGACCUGGAUGGGGUGCUGAAGAAGCUCGACAUGGCAACCGACACACGCAAGAUUCGCAAGAUACUGGAGCAUAUUGAAGUCCACGAGGCUGACACGAUCGAGUUUAACGAGUUUCUCGAGGUUCUGGCUGCCAUCAAGGACAGCCGCACUCAGUCCAAGUUUGCCAAGCUGCUCGGGUCCGGCCAGAGCCAAGAACAGCGACCGAUCCAGGCCGAGCGGAGCGGCGGUGGUGUCUAG
Messenger RNA from Polychytrium aggregatum, 2154 nucleotides. RefSeq names its product FAD dependent oxidoreductase-domain-containing protein. Gene Ontology annotation, cellular component: glycerol-3-phosphate dehydrogenase (FAD) complex; mitochondrion. Bases 1 to 2154 code for a protein of 717 amino acids. The record is from RefSeq and is a predicted model, not a curated record. Gene Ontology annotation, biological process: glycerol-3-phosphate metabolic process. The transcript has 12 exons. Gene Ontology annotation, molecular function: glycerol-3-phosphate dehydrogenase (quinone) activity. Lineage: Eukaryota; Fungi; Chytridiomycota; Chytridiomycetes; Polychytriales.